UUUGUUGCUGCACUGCUGCGGCUCGAGACGAAGCCGGACGAAAAACGUAUGUACUCUUGAAGAAUUGAGUACACUUUCAUUGCAUUGAUUUUGGUGUUUAACAGGCAAUUGUGGAACAAUGCAUACAUUUUUAGAAUUAUGUUUUUUUGGGGGGUUUUUUGUUGAUAAAUUGAGAAAAAACUAUAUUAAUUACAAGUAGCCUUUAACUUCUGGAGCAAUGUUUGCAAUGCAGACUUGGAAUUGAAAUUAUAUAAUAAGGCUACGACGGCACAGUAAAGGAAAAUAGCAUGACCUUUUUUUUUUUGGAUCGGUAUACCUGACCUUGUGCGGAUGUAGUUAAUUGUGGAUGAUGGCUGCAAAAGGUCAUCAGUGUCUGGGGUAUUUUGUGUAGGCGACAGUGCCUGUGUUCUGGAUCUGUGUACAGGAUAAUACAAAUUGACUUUAGUGUACGUAAUGAUAAUAAUUAUAAAUAAAUCUGUUUGAUUCCUUGAUCAGAAAGGUUUUUGGAAAAAGAAGCGUUUGCGAUUGAAGACCACAACGGUGAGAGGUGGUCCCAUAAAAACCCCGUGCGUUCUUUCUUGCAAGUAAGAGGCCAAUUCCAAGAAAACCAGAAAUGGGGUCCAGUAAGCAAAUUAGGGUUUUGCUUCUGAACGAAAUGGAGAAGCUAGACAGGACCCUCUUCAGACUGGAGCAAGGGUAUGAGCUCCAGUUCCGCUUGGGUCCAACUUUGCAGGGAAAAGCUGUGAAUGUUUACACUAACUUUCCCUCCCCCGGAGAGAAGUUUAACCGACAGGCUUUUCGGACUUUGGAGUGGAUUAACCCAACAGGCAGGGAAGAUGACUCUGAUAAAUUCUGUAAACUUGAUCUAACGGUAGCAGGAUCUUAUGAAUAUCAUUUUGAUAAUGGGGAAGAAGUCAAGCAUGGAGGAGGCUAUAUCGUGGUUGACCCUGUAUUGCGAGUUGGGGCUGAUAACCAUGUUCUCCCAUUGGACUGCAUCAGUAUUCAGACAUACCUGUCCAAGUGCCUAGGACCCUUAGAUGAGUGGCCAGACAGACUCCGAGUUGCCAAAGAGUCAGGUUAUAACAUGAUUCAUUUUACGCCACUGCAGACACUGGGUUUGUCUCGGUCAUGCUAUUCCCUGGCUGAUCAGUUAGAGCUCAACCCAGACUUCUCCAGCAAAGAGAAACAAUGCAGCUGGGCAGAUGUUGGAAAACUGGUGGACAAGCUCAAGAUAGAAUGGAAUAUCCUCUGCAUUACUGAUGUGGUCUAUAAUCACACUGCUGCUAACAGUAAGUGGAUUAUGGAACACCCUGAGUGUGGUUAUAACCUUGUGAACUCACCUCACCUGAAACCAGCCUGGCUCUUAGACAGGGCUCUCUGGCAUCUGACAUGUGAUGUAGCUGAUGGAAAGUACAAGGACAAAGGAUUGCCUGCUCUGAUUGAGAAUGAUGAACACUUAAAUGCAAUUCGCAGAGUAAUCUGGGAAGAUGUCUACCCAAGGAUUAAACUGUGGCAGUUUUUCCAAGUAAAUGUGGAAGAAACUGUGGAGCAAUUUCGAAACCUCCUUGUCAAAGGCAAUAGAAUUAGUAUUGUGUCUGAUCCUAAAAAACCUCUCAAGAUCAUUCAGGAUCCUAUGUACAGAAGAUUUGGUAGCACUAUAGAUAUGAACGUAGCACUGGAAACCUUCAUACCAAACAGUAAUGAGCCGUCAGCUAUACUUGAUUGUUGCAACUGGUUCCAUAAGAGGUUAGAGGAGUUGAAUGGAGCGUGUUACAAGCAAUUGCACUAUCACCAGGAGCAGGCUGUUAACUGCGUUCUGGGCAAUGUUGUCUAUGAACGCCUUGCUGACCCAGGUCCCAAGUUGGGCCCAGUGACUCGCAAAGAUCCUUUGGUAACAAGUUAUUUCACAUACAGGUUUGAAGAAAUGAGCCUUGAACUGGAGGAGCAGAUGAUGCACCAGUCUGACAAAGCGUGUCACUUCCUGGCUCACAAUGGCUGGGUGAUGGCGGACGACCCUCUCAGGAACUUUGCCGAGCCAGGCUCAGAUGUUUACCUGAGAAGAGAACUAAUUUGUUGGGGAGACAGCGUCAAACUCCGUUAUGGCAACAGUCCUGAGGACUGCCCUUAUCUUUGGGCUCACAUGAAAAAAUACACCGAAAUCACAGCAAAAUACUUCUGUGGAGUGCGACUCGACAACUGUCACUCCACGCCUAUCCAUGUGGCCGAGGAGAUGCUGGCAGUGGCCAGGUCAGUCAGACCUAAUCUCUAUGUGAUAGCAGAGCUCUUUACAGGCAGUGAACUCAUCGACAAUGUCUUUGUCAACCGCCUGGGGAUUACCAGUUUGAUCAGAGAGGCUAUGAGUGCUUCUAACAGUCGAGAGGAAGGAAGGCUGGUGUACCGGUUUGGGGGAAACCCAGUUGGCUCCUUCUUUCAGCCCUGUCUGAGGCCUUUAGUACCCAGCAUCGCUCACGCGCUCUUUAUGGACAUUACCCAUGACAACGAAUGCCCUAUUCAACUUCGCUCCAUGUAUGAUUCUCUCCCCAGUUCAGCAAUUGUCUCCAUGGCAUGCUGUGCUACAGGAAGUACAAGGGGAUAUGAUGAAAUGGUGCCUCAUCAAAUCUCUGUGGUUAAGGAAGAACGGUUUUAUCCCAAGUGGAACCCUAAAGCACAGGCUUCGUCCCUGGGGGAGGUGAACUUGCAGAGUGGCAUCAUCGCUGGGAAGGUGGCCCUCAACAAACUGCACCAGGAACUGGCAGCUAAGGGCUUUGGCCAGGUGUACGUGGAUCAGGUAGACGAGGACAUUGUUGCGGUGACCAGGCACUGCCCCAGCUCCCACCAGUCGGUCGUAGCUGUGUCACGUACUGCCUUCAGAAACCCCAAGACCUCCUUCUUCAGAAGUGAUGUCCCUCCCAUGUGCAUCCCAGGUAAAAUAGAAGAGGUGGUGCUGGAGGCCAGGACAGUGGAAAGAGCUGCUGUGCCUUACCGAAAGGAUGAGGAGAGCAUUAAUGGCCUGCCUGAGGGUACAGUGGAGAUCACAGAACAUAUUAAGCUAAAUGACAGCAAGAUUGUAAAGCAGGCAGUGACAGCCAAGGUUCCCCAUGAAUUUGUGCAAGAAAUCGAGUUUGAACAUCUAACUCCUGGGAGCGUGAUUGUCUUCAGAGUGAGUCUGGACCCAAAAGCUCAGGAAUAUGUCGGCUUGCUCCGAAAUCAACUUGCCCAGUUUAGCCCUCACUUUAAAUCGAGCAGUCUUCAUGAUGACAACGCAGACCCCAUACUUAAAACACCAUUUACAACUAUUGCGUCGGCGCUGUCCCUUGCUGACAUGAAUGUGCUCCUGUUCCGUUGUAAUGAGGAGGAGCAAGAGGAUGGUGGCGGGUGUUACAACAUCCCAUCCUGGACGGCUCUCAAAUAUGCAGGACUGCAAGGCCAAAUGACAGUAAUGGCAGAUAUCCGUCCUAAGAAUGACCUUGGUCACCCUUUCUGUGAUAACCUGCGGACAGGAGACUGGAUGAUGGAGUAUAUUUGCAACCGUUUAAUAACACGCGGAGGAACCUUGGGAGAGGUAGGAAAGUGGUUCCAGGCUAUGUUCACAUACCUGCAGCACCUUCCUCGCUAUCUCAUCCCAUGCUACUUUGAUGCCAUUCUCAUUGGUGCCUAUACCAGCCUUCUAGAUGCCACCUGGAAGCAGAUGUCAAGUUUUGUUCAGAAUGGUUCCACCUUUGUGAAGCAUCUGGCUAUGGGCUCGGUGCAGAUGUGUGGAGUGGGAGGAUUUCCUGACCUCCCUCCACUGUCCCCUGCACUGCAGGGUGUUCCGUACCGCGUCAGCAACAUCAGCAAGGAGAAGGAACAGUGCUGUGUAUCCUUAGCUGCCGGGUUGCCUCACUUUUCCUCUGGUAUUUUCCGGUCCUGGGGGCGAGACACGUUCAUUGCACUGAGAGGACUGAUGCUGGUGACUGGUAGACACCUGGAAGCCAGAAACAUAAUCCUUGCUUUUGCUGGCACGUUGAGACAUGGUCUGAUCCCGAAUCUUCUGGGCCAGGGUAUCUAUGCCAGGUACAAUUGUAGAGAUGCUGUGUGGUGGUGGCUGCAGUGCAUCCAAGACUACUGUAAGAUCGUUCCAAAUGGGACUGAUAUUCUCAAGUGCCCUGUAUCCAGAAUGUACCCCACUGACGACUCGGAACCACUGCCUGCUGGAACAGUGGAUCAACCCCUUUAUGAUGUCAUCCACGAGGCAAUGCAGCGUCACAUGCAGGGAAUAGAGUUCAGAGAAAGGAAUGCUGGGUCUCAGCUGGACCGCCACAUGAGGGAUGAAGGCUUCAAUGUCUUGACUGCAGUGGACUCUGCAACUGGCUUUGUAUUUGGAGGAAAUCGAUACAAUUGUGGUACAUGGAUGGAUAAAAUGGGAGAAAGUGAAAGAGCCCGCAACAGAGGAAUGCCAGCUACCCCAAGGGACGGGUCUGCUGUGGAGAUCGUGGGUCUCAGUAAAUCAGCAGUUCGCUGGCUGGUGCAACUGCACCAGGAGAAGUUGUUCCCCUACGAUGUUGUCUCAGUGAUGAGAGAUGGAAAACAAGUGAACAUCUCCUAUGAGGAGUGGAAUAAAACAAUUCAAGAUAACUUUGAGAAGUCGUUCUAUGUGUCUCAGGACCUGUCUGAUCCUAAUGAGAAGCACUCAAAACUAAUUCACAAGAGAGGGAUUUACAAGGACAGCUAUGGGGCCUCCUGCCCCUGGUGUGACUACCAGCUCAGACCGAAUUUCACCAUAGCCAUGGUGGUGGCUCCUGAGUUGUUCACCCCAGAGAGGGCCUGGCAAGCCCUGGAUGUGGCAGAGAAGAAGCUCCUUGGUCCCUUGGGAAUGAAGACCUUGGACCCAGAUGACAUGGUGUACUGCGGUGUCUACAACAAUGACCUGGAUAAUGACAACUAUAAUGUCGCUAAGGGUUUCAACUAUCAUCAGGGACCGGAAUGGCUUUGGCCAGUUGGUUACUUUCUGCGUGCCAAACUGUAUUUUGCCAGGAAACUGGGGACUGAAGUGUACAACAACACUGUGAAAUUAGUGAAGAAUGUCCUGUCACGUCACUAUGUACACCUGGAGAGAUCUUCCUGGAAAGGCCUGCCAGAACUCACCAAUGAGAACGGGCAGUAUUGUCCAUUCAGCUGUGAGUCCCAAGCCUGGUCCAUUGCCAGCAUCCUCGAGGUCCUUUACGACCUCUGAAGUGUUUGUUACAAUUUAAAUACAAGUGAUUAUUCAGGAAACAUUCAAUCUCCCAGCACUGAAUUUUGUUUUUGUCAAUCCAUUUUAUUUAUGUUUUUAAAUAGUUUUACAAUUUUGCACAGACUACAUAAAUAUGUUUAGCCAAACAAAAAAAAAAUUAAACUAGAAAUGUGACUUAAUUAGGUGCAAAAAAAGAUAUCUGAUACAGCUAAUUCAGCUGCUAAUUGACAGCUUUUUUUUUUUAAUUAAGAAUGAAUGGAAUGUCAGUUACUGAAUGAUAGUGUUAAAUCUCCCCAACAAAGACUGAUUUUUAAGCCCUGUUGUAAUUGUAGAACAUUUCAUCCGGUUUUCUUUUAGCUCUGUUGUCUUUUUAACGUACAAUCUUGCAAGACUAGAAAGACAUAAUCUAGUUUUUAGCCACUGAUGAGGGGGCAGCUACUGUAUGUGUGUGCUUUAGCAUUUGCUUGUUGGGUACCAAAUAGCCUUUAAUAAGCUUGCCCUUUAAAUUAGAUGCAACCUAAACCUGAACAUAUAGAAAUGCUUCCAGAUUAUAAUAUAAUGUUUUGUGUGUGUGCUGUGUGGUAAUCUAUGUGUUUUUCGUAAAUGUCGACAAAGGUCUGACGACUGUUAUUGAGGCAGAGGGAAUUGUGUACCAGGUAAUGUGGUGCCUGCUGUCAUUUGUAGAGGUGGUAGUCUACACAGACCUUUUUAUUUUUGUUGUGUAUUUUUUACAGCCUUUUUUUCCAGUGAGAAAUGAUGUAAUUGCAUCUAUUAAUAUACAGUAUUGUAGUGGAUUAUUUCUUGGUCACUGGUAUACUGUGAUUUGGUGAUUUAGAGAAAUCCCUACUGUCUCUGUGUGUUAAUGAUAUAAAUGUUCUCCUCAAGCA
Polyodon spathula (Mississippi paddlefish) is the source of this 6099-nucleotide messenger RNA. Its product is annotated as glycogen debranching enzyme-like. Gene Ontology annotation, molecular function: amylo-alpha-1,6-glucosidase activity; 4-alpha-glucanotransferase activity. Lineage: Eukaryota; Metazoa; Chordata; Actinopteri; Acipenseriformes; Polyodontidae. The transcript has 34 exons. Gene Ontology annotation, biological process: glycogen catabolic process; glycogen biosynthetic process. The record is from RefSeq and is a predicted model, not a curated record. Bases 614 to 5212 code for a protein of 1532 amino acids.